UGUACUCCGUUCGAAACGCACGUGCUGACCGCGAGACCGAGCGCGCGCGCUGAACAGUGCAGUGUAUCGUCCUGUAAAAAAGUGACUCGAACGUCGGCGCUCUCCUCCGAUCGGCACUGGAACGGACGAUUCGAAAGUGUGCGUGCGCGUGUCCGUUGAAUCGGGGAAAAGGAACAGAGGAGUUGUCGGUGCUGAAAGAGGUGACCCAAGGAAAGGGAGAAGAGAUCGAGUAUAUAUCAUAUAGGUUGUCGUUGCCUGCGUCUUCUCCUUUCUCAUCGCUGUCGCCGUCGUCGUUGUCGUCAUCGUUGUCGACUACUUGGAAAUGGCAUUAGGUGCACAGAUCGAGACCUCGGAGACCGGCGGAGACAACGCGAAGAUUCCCCUUCUAAGCAGCGAACAGGAACACGAGACUGCCAAGGAGACAACCGAAGUGAAAAAGGAGGUGGAAGAGAGCGGUAGUACGAGCACAGCCACGGAGAACGUUGUCGAGAAGGGAGAAGUCGAGGCGACUAAGGAGAGUGAGAAGGAGAAGGACAAUAAGAAUAGUGAUAAGAAUGAGAAGGACGCGGAUACCGACAAGGAAAAAGAUGCCACGAACGAACAGGAGGUUGUCUUCAUUCAGGACAUGGGUUUUACCGUCAAGAUCGUCAGCCCUGGUUCCGAGCCUUUCGAUAUCCAGGUGUCGAGCAUGGAGCUCGUGCAGGAAAUUCACCAACUACUCAUGGAUCGCGAAGACACGUGCCAUCGUACGUGCUUCUCGUUGCAAAUGGACGGCAACACGCUGGACAAUUUCGCCGAGUUGAAGAACAUCGAAGGCCUAAAGGAUGGCUCGAUCAUCAAAGUGGUGGAGGAGCCGUACACGAUGCGAGAGGCGCGCAUACAUGUGCGACAUGUGCGCGACUUGCUCAAGUCGGUGGAUCCAGCGGACGCUUACAACGGCGUGGAGUGCAGCAGCUUGUCGUUUCUCAACAUAGUCACGAACGGCGAUAUCUUGGAGAAGAAAAAGACCCGGGCGGACUCUGUUGAUUGCACACCACCGGAUUAUAUUAUACCUGGUUGCAAGGACAGGCCGCUGUUACCGUUGCAGCCGCAAGCGAAGGAGCAGAAGUGUCCGCCAUGUUUAAAAGUUCUAACAACGUCAGGAUGGAAUCCACCGCCCGGUCACAGAAAGCUCCACGGCGAUUUGAUAUACCUGCACGUAGUCACUUUGGAAGACAAACAGUAUUACCUGACUGCAUGUGCCAGAGGAUUUUUCGUCAACCAAUCGACCAAAGAAGUAUUCAACCCGAAGCCGGCGACGCCGAGUCACCUGUGUCACAGUCUUAUCGAACUGCUGAACCAAUUGAGCCCAGCGUUCAAGCGAGGAUUUGCCGCCAUGCAACGACGUAGGACUCAGAGGCAUCCUUUCGAACGAGUGGCCACACCGUAUCAGCUUUACGCAUGGAGCGCGCCGCAAAUCGAGCAUACCAUCGAUGCCAUUCGCGCGGAAGACACGUUCUCGUCGAAACUGGGAUACGAGGAACAUAUCCCCGGACAAACUCGCGAUUGGAACGAGGAGUUGCAGACCACGAGGGAGUUACCACGUAAAAAUCUUCCCGAGAGAUUACUGCGAGAGCGUGCCAUUUUCAAGGUCCACAGCGACUUUGUGGCCGCUGCAACUCGCGGGGCGGUGGCUGUCAUCGAUGGUAACGUGAUGGCAAUUAAUCCCGGGGAGGAAGCUAAAAUGCAAAUGUUCAUCUGGAACAAUAUCUUCUUUUCACUUGGCUUCGACGUGCGGGAUCACUACAAAGAAUUAGGUGGCGACGCUGCGGCUUUCGUUGCGCCUCGCAAUGAUUUACAAGGUGUUCGAGUCUACGCAGCUGUUGAUCUACCUGGUCUGUAUACCCUCGGCACCGUUGUCAUUGAUUACAGAGGCUACCGCGUCACCGCACAAUCCAUUAUACCGGGUAUAUUAGAGCGUGAGCAAGAGCAGUCGGUAGUAUACGGAUCGAUCGACUUCGGCAAGACUGUACUCACACACCCGAAAUAUCUUGAAUUGCUGAACAAGGCCGGGCAGCAGCUGAAGAUUCUCCCGCACAAGGUAAUCAACGAUGCCGGUGAGGAAGUUGAACUCUGCAGCAGUGUGGAAUGCAAGGGAAUAAUCGGCAACGACUCGCGACAUUACGUGCUAGAUCUAUUGAGGACCUUUCCGCCUGACGUGAAUUUCCUCAAAUUGGAAGGCGUAGAGCUGAGCAAGGAAGCGCGAGCUCUCGGAUUCCCGGUCGAGCACAAGCACAGAUUGGCUUGUCUACGUCAAGAACUGAUAGACUCGUUCGUUGAAGCACGAUACGUUCAGUUCAUCAAGCACGCGGCUGUUCAUCUGCAACAGCUCACGUCAGCUAGGAGGUCUCAGAAGGAGAAAGAAACGGCUGCUAAGAUAAACGAUGACAAGAAGGAAGAUCCGGCUAUUCCUGUAACAACGGUUGAUAGUAACAAGGAAGAUUGCGCCCAAUCACUGAUAGAGGCUGAUGAAGCUAAGAAGAUCGUCGAGAGCAUCACUGACUCGAUCACGGGGGGCGAAAAACAGGAAAUGGAGGAAAGCACGAAAGAAGUCGUACGAAAAGCUGCGGAAGCGGUGGGUAGUUUGCGAGACGCCGAAUUCGAUGUAAGGUUCAACCCGGAUGUGUACUCGCCGGGCGUCAAGCAUCCUGAUCCUAAUGGCGUCGAACUGAAGAAACAGAAACAAUUGGUAAAGGAUGCUGCUGAUUUCCUGCUUACGAUGCAGCUGCCGACGUUCAUUCGAGAAUGCCUAGACCAUACAGCGGCAUCGAUGGACGGUGGCACGUUGGUGGAAGCUCUUCAUAGUAAAGGCAUCAACGUCCGGUAUCUCGGCAAAUUAGCAGCAAUGUUAGCCGCGGUACCGCAGUUGCAGUAUCUUAAUCAUAUUGCUGUAUCGGAGCUGAUUCUUCGAUCGGCUAAACACAUUUUCACCUCUUAUAUGCAGGUAUUAAUAUUUAAGAAUCGAAAGGGUACAGAGCUGAUGAGUCUCUCGGCGGCUGUUAGUCAUUUUCUGAAUUGCUUACUGUCCUCAGCGCAAAUUAUACAUCCGCAACAAAAUCUAGAGGAGCUUCAGAGCAAAACUGCCAAACGUCGCAACAAACGCAAGGGCAGGAACAACGGACCGCAACAGUCCGAGGUUGAGUGGGCGUCUUUGACACCUAAAUCAUUAUGGCAGCAAAUCAAAGGCGACUUAAAGGCCUACUACGACUGGGAAACGCCGAGUCCGGAGUCCUUAGAUGCCACGAUAGAGCAUUUCCAUCUACAGAAGAUCUCAUUGCUGCGUGGUUUCUGCAUUAAGACUGGCAUUCAGAUAUUGCUGCGCGAAUAUAACUUCGAGAAUAAGAACCGGGCGACAUUCUUCGAGGAAGAUAUACUGAACAUUUUCCCUGUCGUCAAGCAUAUCAAUCCUAGGGCCAGCGACGCGUACAACUUUUACACCACUGGCCAGAGUAAGAUUCAACAAGGAUAUCUAAAGGAUGGAUAUGAACUAAUCAGCGAGGCAUUGAACCUUUUGAACAACGUGUACGGUGCUAUGCACCCUGAGAUAGCACAGUGUCUCAGAAUGCUGGCGCGUCUGAAUUAUAUAAUGGGCGAUCACGCGGAAGCGCUUGCCACUCAACAGAAAGCCGUUCUCAUGUCAGAGAGAGUCAACGGCAUCGACCAUCCGUACACCAUUACAGAAUACAUACACCUCGCCCUGUACUCAUUCGCCAACGGCCAAGUAUCCGUAUCAUUGAGAUUACUGUAUAGAGCGCGUUACCUAGCUCUCUUGGUAUGCGGUGAAGAUCAUCCGGAAGUAGCCCUGCUUGACAGCAAUAUUUCCCUGAUUCUGCAUGCUGUCGGCGAGUACGAGUUGUCCUUGCGCUUCCUGGAGCACGCGUUGGCAUUGAAUCUACGUUAUCACGGUGCGCGUUCACUGAAAGUAGCGAUGUCGUAUCAUUUGGUAGCGCGUACGCAGUCCUGCAUGGGUGACUUCCGUGCGGCGCUGAACAACGAGAAGGAAACAUACGCAAUCUACAAGCAGCAGCUGGGUGAGGAGCACGAGAAGACAAAAGAGAGCAGCGACUGCCUUCGUCACUUGACGCAACAGGCGGUUGUAUUGCAGAAGAAGAUGAACGAAAUCUACACGGGUAAGUCGGGCGUGAGCCUGCCGCCGAUCCAAGUGCAACCACCAAGCAUGGGCUCUGUGCUGGACAUGCUGAACGUCAUCAACGGCAUCCUCUUCGUGCAAAUCAGCCAGCAGGACAUCGACAAUUUUAAAGCGGAAAUUGAGAAGCGGCAAAAGGAGCAGUCACCCUCUGUGGACUGCGGCGGCGGCAGUGGCAGCAGCAGUAGCGAAGCUACCAACAAGGCAAUUGAGGACAGUUGCAAGAAAGACGAUAAGGAGACGAGGAAGAUGCUAAACAAUGUGGCGGAGAGGAAGAUCGAGCCGAAGAUAGAGACGAAGAAGCUGGAGGAAUCCGAUGAAGCGGCGACGUUAGAGCCAGUCGUGACGGCAGAAAGCUGAGCCUUUGGCUCCGCCAUCGCGAACGACGAACGAAUAUUAGUAGUCUUACCUUUCUCUUUUUUCUAAGCCCUAGUCCUUUUCCGAUGUGCUCGCUGCAUGCGCGCAGCGUUUUCGUCCCGAAGACUUCGACGACGACGACGACGACGACAACCUGGAGCGCAAAAUAAAGGACCGUCGUAUACUUUGAUUAUGUUUGUUAUUUGUACCGUUUUAUUGUGCUCUUUCAGGAUCGAUUCAUACACCUUCAUACAUCAGUGACGUAUUCGAAUCAGUGUUGUGAUUUUCCUCUAAUGUCACACAUAUAAGUGGACAUGUUCGUGAGCACGUUAAAUGUCGUACCGUCAUCUUGUUUUGCUGUUCCCUUGUACUCGUGUAAGGAAGAUCUCAACGCUGAAAAGAGCAAACAUGUCGUUGAUAUUGUGUAUAAAUCAAUCUUAAAGCUAUUAGUCAGUCAGGCUACGAGAACGAGACUGUUACAAGAUAAGACGCGAAGCUACAACAUUUGUUGUCGAUGGCGUGCUUACGAAAAAGAAGUACAUUCGCUGAGAUCGAACAUGGUAGACAACGAUCUCGCCUGAGCACGCGAAACGCACACUCAUUUGUUAUAUCAGAUGUACAUAACGAAAUGAAGUGCCAUGUCGCUUGGAAAUUAUUCGAUGCAAACACGUUAGAUAGUCAACGACGAGAUAAUCAGUAAAACUCCUCGUCACUUCAAAUCGAAGAGCCAUAUGCGAUUCUCUAAUCAUACGCCCUACGACGCAAUUUCAUUGAGAGCUCGAAUACAUUCAUCGCGCGACAACGCAACGGCGAUAAACGGUGAUCGUUGAUGACGGGCCGAUGAAUUCGCCAACACUCGAUAACAUUCGAUGAUCGCAUGAUUAAACAGCGAAUUCACAUUAGAUUCCGGAAACUGAUUGUUUUUUUUUCCGCUACUACCUACUUUUUAUGUGUUGUAUUUCUUAUAUUUUAAAUCGCAUUAAUAAUUUUAUACUAGUGCCUUUUUGUGAGAUCAUUGUUUCCUUUUUCUAUCGUGUUAUUGUAUGUCGCUCGAAUCUGAUUGCCACCGAUAAGAGUCUUCUUUUUCUUUCGGUUUUUUGUUAGCUUUUAAUUUGACACUCUAAUCUUUCAUGAAAUUCAAUCUGCUCGUUUAUUACGUAUGAAACAGCUGAGGAACCGACCGAUCAAGUUUCAAUGAUCUCAGAUAUUUUAACAUGCCUGCGCGUUCUAUAUAUAAAUAACAGUUUUAUUUAAGACAACUUUACACACGGACGCUGAAAAAUUAUGUACUGUAUAUGGUGUGUUUUAAAUUUUUCUGAAAAAGGAAUAGUGUCAAAUUAAGGGUUGAACUAUACACGCGCGAGAAAGUGUGCUUCCAGUUAUUUUCACGAAUAAUCUCAAAUUUUUUAGAUUUAUGAUCCGCGACAGGAUUCUACUUGAAUUCUGUUGCUGUGUAAUUAUAGAAAACCACUCGAUGGAGUAAUCGCGUUUAAUAACUAUUAAUCCUCAAGUGUUUCUUACAUUGUACAACAGGUAAAAUUGUGUAAAUAGUAUUCCGUUCCGUGAUUAUAGAUCGUGUCAAACGCGUUUUAUCCUUAACAGACAUACUUAAUUGUUAUAAGGUGUUUGCCACACCGCACACUCAACACACUUGAUAUCCGUACGCACAUGUUAACGCUACCCCUUGAUAUUCUCGCUCUUGAAGAUGUGGUAGUGAUAAAAAAAAAAAGAGAGUACAGCACAAUGUAUGACAUUGUGGCAUAUUCUAAUCAUAUUCAUUAAUAUAGAGUAUUGCGGUAACAGAUCGUUAGUGGAGUUACCGCGAUUGUAGUUUGACUUGAAGAUUGCUAGCGUUUUCGCUAUUAUAGUCUUUAGCUCAUAAGAGAGAACGAGAAUCGAUUGUUACCAAGCUCCAUUAGAAUUAAGAUCCAUUUCUUUUUGUUCGUUGUGUCCGCUCUGCUCCAUUAGAUAUGUCCGCGGUUUGAUUCAACGUUUCCUUCCCUUUUUGUUCCCUCAACAUGUUACACGCAUACAUAUGUGUUUCGUCGCGGUCUAAUCAACGAGCGAGAUAUAAUGAUCCAAAGUAGUCACAAAAUAUCAUUAAUUACCGAAGAAAAUAGCGCCGAUUCAUUUCUCGAUGACCCCCUCGUAGAUUUUAAGCAACUUAGGCCUGAAAAAAUGCACCGUUGCCUGCAAUAAUAUUAAGAGCGGAAUGAACGAGAGAUCGAAUGAUCAAUUUACCGCUGUGCGGAGUGAUGUAUCAUCACGACGUACGGAUCUCCCCUCGCCGUCUCUCGACGGGCUCUCAUUCGCAUCGCAAUAAUAAUUAUAAAUUGCACUUGUUAGCCAUGUUGUAUUAUAAAAAAAGGAAUAUAGCUUAUUAAGACUUAUCCUCUGCCCUCCUAAUCCAAAAGGGCGUAUUUCAGUUUUUAUGUUUCCAGUAUUAAAGAUUUUGUAUAAAAAUCGAUCAGAAUAAACAAUAUGAAAUAAUUAA
This is a messenger RNA of Harpegnathos saltator (Jerdon's jumping ant), 7037 nucleotides long. RefSeq names its product clustered mitochondria protein homolog (gene clu). The record is from RefSeq and is a predicted model, not a curated record. Gene Ontology annotation, molecular function: mRNA binding; protein binding. Gene Ontology annotation, cellular component: cytoplasm. The transcript is spliced from 17 exons. NCBI's taxonomy places the organism in Eukaryota, Metazoa, Arthropoda, Insecta, Hymenoptera, Formicidae. Bases 323 to 4546 code for a protein of 1407 amino acids. Gene Ontology annotation, biological process: organelle organization; intracellular distribution of mitochondria.